Hippocampus zosterae (dwarf seahorse) is the source of this 676-nucleotide messenger RNA. Its product is annotated as histone H2A-like. Bases 144 to 530 code for a protein of 128 amino acids. Gene Ontology annotation, cellular component: nucleosome. The transcript has a single exon. NCBI's taxonomy places the organism in Eukaryota, Metazoa, Chordata, Actinopteri, Syngnathiformes, Syngnathidae. Gene Ontology annotation, molecular function: structural constituent of chromatin; protein heterodimerization activity; DNA binding. The record is from RefSeq and is a predicted model, not a curated record.
AUCUCGCUGAUGAUUGGAUGGCUAAAUCUCCGCUUCAGCUAACCAAUGACUGACCUGCAACGGCUUCCAUAUAAUGGCUACUCUUGAGUCGGAAGAACCCUGUGUAUUACACAACCGUAGGACAGUUAUAGAAAUUUUCCGUCAUGUCUGGACGUGGGAAAACCGGUGGCAAAACUAGAGCUAAGGCCAAGACACGCUCAUCCCGAGCUGGUCUUCAGUUUCCAGUCGGCCGUGUGCAUAGGCUUCUCCGUAAAGGAAAUUAUGGGGAGCGCAUUGGUGCGGGUGCUCCUGUAUAUCUGGCGGCCGUACUUGAGUAUCUGACCGCCGAGAUUCUGGAGUUGGCUGGGAAUGCGGCUCGCGACAACAAGAAGACCAGGAUUAUCCCUCGUCAUUUGCAACUGGCCGUUCGCAACGACGAGGAGCUCAACAAACUAUUGGGCGGAGUGACCAUCGCCCAGGGCGGUGUGUUGCCCAACAUCCAGGCCGUACUCCUGCCCAAGAAGACCGAGAAGCCAGCCAAGUCGAAGUAAAUGGCAGGGGUCUACUCCAACCACCUAAACGGCUCUUUUCAGAGCCACCUACCAAUUUCAUGAAGAGUACCAUCCUGUGUAUCUAAACGAAAUGUCUUCGUCGUUAAAUACUAAUAAAAUAGGGUUUGAUCAAUCCCAAAUUUAAA